AUGGAGGCCUACUUUGGGCAGCCGGAUGCACUCAAGAUGCGGGACGUGCGGCGGGAGCUGUCGUAUCAGGUCGGGGCCACACCUGGCGGCACGGAGACACCGAGGUGCCUGGUGGACCCCGCUUGCGCAGACAGGAUCAGGUCGCUGCCGCAAGAGCACAGCGCCUCGCCCGUCACCGGGGCAGAUGCCAAGUGGCGCUUCUUCUGGCGUGUGGGCGCGCGGCCACGGGACUCUGAAUAUGCAGAGCUGAACGCGGAACCUGUGGUGCCUGAGGGCUUUCCACAGUGGGCAGCGGUGAUGGACACAUGGGGCGAAGCGAUGAUGGGCGCAGUGCGGCUGGUGGCGCGCGCAGCGGCGGUGGGCUUUGGGCUGGAGCCCAACUCCCUGACGUCACUCAUGGAUGAGGGCCCACACCUGCUGGCGCCGACUGGCAGCGACCUGGGGCAGCACCGGCAGCUGGGGACCGUGCUGGCAGGGGUCCACUACGAUUUGAACAUGCUCACCAUACAUGGCCGCAGGCAAGUGCCAAAGAAACCCCCUGUAGUAAUAUCCCUGCUGUACGCGGGCCUGCUGCGCUGCCCUCAGGCUCACCCGCUCCGCUUCCCCGGGCUGUACGUGUGGCUGCGCGACGGCCGCCGGGUGCUGGUUCGCGUGCCACCGGGCUGCCUGCUGCUGCAAGCCGGCCGCCAGCUUGAGUGGCUGACCGGCGGCCACGUGCAGGCCGGCUGGCACGAAGUCGUCGUCGCUCCUGAGACCUUGGCCGCGGCGGAGGCAGCGGAGGCCGCCGGCCGGAGCCUCUGGCGGGUGAGCAGCACCGUGUUUGCGCACGUCGCGUCGCGCCAGGUGCUGCAGCCGCUGGGGCGGUUCGCGGAGCUGGCGGGAGCGGUUGAGGCGUACCCGCCGACGCCGGCAGGGCGGCAGGUGCAGCAGGAGCUGGACCUGAUCAGCUUGGGAGCGGGCGGCAAGCCGCCUGGCGCGGCGGCGAGCGAGGCAGUGGUGGCUGCAGACGCGGCAGCGCCCGCAAGCAGCUGUGGGGCACUGUAG
This is a messenger RNA of Monoraphidium neglectum, 1044 nucleotides long. RefSeq lists its product as hypothetical. The transcript has 6 exons. The record is from RefSeq and is a predicted model, not a curated record. The coding region runs from base 1 to 1044 and encodes 347 amino acids. NCBI's taxonomy places the organism in Eukaryota, Viridiplantae, Chlorophyta, Chlorophyceae, Sphaeropleales, Selenastraceae.